CAUUUGUCAUUAUCGCAUUCACAUACCUUUAUAAUUUUAUAUACUCUUUGCAUAUAAAUCUAAUGAUUUAUCUAAUUUUGUUGACAAUUUUAAAAAGACUGGUAUUUUAAAAUAAAAUAAAGUAUUCUUUUAAGUGUAAUAAUUUAAAUAUUACACAAUGCCGCGUAUUAUGAUAAAAGGUGGCGUUUGGCGCAACACCGAGGAUGAAAUCCUCAAAGCGGCGGUUAUGAAAUAUGGGAAAAAUCAGUGGUCCCGUAUUGCUUCUUUGCUUCAUCGGAAGUCUGCGAAACAGUGUAAAGCUCGUUGGUAUGAGUGGUUGGAUCCAAGUAUCAAGAAGACAGAAUGGUCUCGAGAGGAGGACGAGAAGUUGCUCCACCUCGCCAAGUUGAUGCCUACGCAAUGGAGAACUAUUGCUCCUAUUAUUGGUCGCACUGCUGCUCAAUGCUUAGAGCGGUAUGAAUAUCUGCUGGAUCAGGCACAGAAGAAAGAGGAGGGUGAAGAUAUGGGAGAUGACCCUCGUAAACUUAAGCCUGGCGAAAUUGAUCCCAAUCCAGAAACUAAACCAGCUAGACCUGAUCCCAAAGACAUGGACGAAGAUGAAUUGGAAAUGCUAUCAGAAGCAAGAGCUCGUUUAGCUAACACACAAGGUAAAAAAGCAAAGAGAAAGGCUCGAGAAAAACAGUUAGAGGAAGCCCGGAGGUUAGCUGCUCUUCAGAAGAGAAGAGAACUGAGUGCUGCUGGCAUUUCAGUACCAAUUAGACGUAAAAGGAAACGCGGAGUGGAUUAUAACUCUGAAAUACCUUUUGAAAAGAGACCCGCUGCUGGUUUCUAUGAUACUUCAACUGAAGUUGUAGAUCCAAUGGCACCCGAUUUUUCAAGACUCCGGCAGCAACAUCUGGACGGUGAAUUACUUUCUGAAAAAGAAGAAAGGGAGCGUCGUAAGGAUAAACAGAAAUUAAAGCAAAGAAAAGAAAAUGAUGUGCCUCAAGCAAUGUUGCAGGGAGAACAACCUGCUAAAAAGAGAAGUAAACUUGUGCUGCCAGAACCACAAGUUUCUGAUCAAGAGCUGCAGCAAGUGGUGAAGCUGGGGCGCGCGUCGGAGGCGGCGCGGGAGAGCGCGGGCGAGGCGGGCGCGCCCACCGACGCGCUGCUGGCCAGCUACGCGCUCGCGCCCGCGCCCGCCGCCGCGCUGCGCACGCCGCACGCGCCGCAGCGCGACAGAAUACUGAUGGAGGCACAAAACGUAAUGGCGCUAACACACGUAGACACGCCUCUGAAAGGCGGACUUAACACUCCACUGCACGAGUCUGACUUCUCCGGAGCGUUGCCACAGACACAAGUGGUCGCCACGCCUAACACCGUGCUCGCUACACCUUUCAGAUCGACACGUACUGAAGCUUCAACACCAGGCAGUUUUGCGACUCCUGGCCAUGGUCCACAACAAGCUGCGCUAACACCAGGACUUCGUGACAAAUUGAGUAUUAAUCCAGAAGAUCAGUUAAGCACUGGAGAUACUCCCCAACAAAAUAAUCAAGUUCAAAAGCAGCUAGUGGCUUCGGUUCGCAACGCGCUGCAAGCGCUGCCGGCGCCGCGGAACGACUACGAGAUAGUGGUGCCGGAGCUGCGCGAGGACGGCGGCGAGCCCGCCGCGCCCGCGCCGCCCGAGGACCAGGCCGAGCGCGACGCGCGCGCCGCGCAGGACGAGCGCGACCGCCAGGCGGCGGCGCUGGCGUUGCGCUCUUCAGCGGUGCAGAAGGGCGCGGUGAGGCCGGUUGAAGUCAAUGCCAGCGUGGUGCGCGGCGCGGGCCCUCUCACGACGUUACAGAGGGCCGAGGAGUUGCUCAAAGCGGAGAUGCUAGCCAUGUUGCACUAUGAUGCGCUUCAUGACCCACCGCCAGGUGUGGACAAGAAGCGUGCGGUGCAGCUACAGGCGUCGCACCUGGCGUACCUGGAAGCGCACCCGUACGAGCAGUUCUCUGCGGACGAGCUGGAGGCGGCGCGCGAGCUGCUGCGGCGCGAGGUGGACGCCGUGCGCGCCGGCAUGGCGCACGGCGACCUCGGCCUCGACGCGUACGCGCAGGUCUGGGAGGAGUGCCUCGCGCAGGUACUAUUUCUACCGGGACAAAAUAGAUAUACUCGUGCUAAUUUAGCGAGUAAGAAAGACAGGCUCGAGUCUGCGGAGAAAAGAUUAGAGCAAAAUAGAAACCACAUGGCGAAGGAGGCAAAGAAGUGCUCGAAAAUGGAAAAGAAAUUAAGAGUACUUACAGGUGGUUACCAAAGCAGAACAGCGUCUCUUAUAAAACAAUUUCAAGAGUUACAAGAUCAAAUCGAACAAGCAAACUUAGAGCUAUCAACGUUCAAGUUUUUAGCUGAACAGGAGAAGGCCGCCAUUCCACGUAGGAUAGAGUCUUUGACAGAAGAUGUUAACCGUCAAACAGAGCGAGAGAAACAGCUUCAAAAGCGUUAUGCGGAACUGCAAGCGGAAUUGGAAGAAUUACAUAAACGCAGACAGAAUAAGGACGUUGAACUAAAACCAGUAGAAACAAACACCUAGACAGUAGAAUAAGUAGUUGGUAUUGAACCAUGUGUGGACUGUAUGUAUUGCAGUUGUUUGUAGAGACUCGUUCAAACUUUAUGGUCGGUCUUAUCUAAUUGUUUAAAAACUAAUAUAAUUUGAUGUCAUUGAAACCAAUAUAAUAUUAUUGCAAAUAUCUACAUCCAUAUCAUAAAUGUCAUAUCCGGAAAGUUACCGACCUCAAUGAGGUAGUGUACCUACACUGUUUGUAAGGUAUUUUUCGUUACAUUUAGAUCGGCCGUAAACUUUAAGUGGAACUCUACCUGCAGGCUCACAUGUUCAGUGUAAUAUAAGAACGUGUAUUAAACUUUGGUAGACUAUUUCAUUACUGGAGUGUUCAGUCUGUACGGAGGUAGAUCGUAAUUAAGGGGCUAGUAACCAAAAUGGCGUCACUGCAAACUUUUUUAAUAAACAUUAUGAAAUUAUAAUUUUUCAAAAUCUUUUUAUUAAUCCCAUCAGAUUUUUUUUAUAUAGUAUUUAAAAGUAACGUUCAUUUAUCCAAACAAGUUUAAAUAAAAAUAGUAAUUAUCGUUUGCCUCUAUUGUAAAUUAGACGUUCUACAGUUAUUAUUUUUUGGUCGCCAGCGUCUUAAAAUAUAGAGGAAUUUUUCGCAUUAUAGAAAUAAUAAUUAUUAUUCUAAAAUAAGGUAAAUAAAACAUGUUUGAAAAAAAAA
Messenger RNA from Melitaea cinxia (Glanville fritillary), 3248 nucleotides. RefSeq names its product cell division cycle 5-like protein (gene Cdc5). The transcript has 16 exons. Lineage: Eukaryota; Metazoa; Arthropoda; Insecta; Lepidoptera; Nymphalidae. Gene Ontology annotation, molecular function: DNA-binding transcription factor activity, RNA polymerase II-specific; RNA polymerase II transcription regulatory region sequence-specific DNA binding. Gene Ontology annotation, cellular component: Prp19 complex; spliceosomal complex. Bases 158 to 2554 code for a protein of 798 amino acids. Gene Ontology annotation, biological process: mRNA splicing, via spliceosome; regulation of transcription by RNA polymerase II. The record is from RefSeq and is a predicted model, not a curated record.